Messenger RNA from Sipha flava (yellow sugarcane aphid), 3544 nucleotides. RefSeq names its product calcium-transporting ATPase type 2C member 1 (gene SPoCk). Gene Ontology annotation, biological process: manganese ion transport; calcium ion transmembrane transport; intracellular calcium ion homeostasis. The coding region runs from base 371 to 3544 and encodes 1057 amino acids. The transcript has 21 exons. The record is from RefSeq and is a predicted model, not a curated record. Gene Ontology annotation, molecular function: P-type calcium transporter activity; ATP hydrolysis activity; ATP binding. Gene Ontology annotation, cellular component: endoplasmic reticulum; Golgi membrane; plasma membrane. NCBI's taxonomy places the organism in Eukaryota, Metazoa, Arthropoda, Insecta, Hemiptera, Aphididae.
UACUGCACAAUUUUACGCGUUCGUAUACGAUUUGAACGAUAUGUAAUAAUAAUAGAUUAUUGUUAUUUUUUUUCUGUUUAUUUUGCGCUUCUCAUUCCGUGCUUGUGAUCGGGCGCGCGCGCGCGUAAAAUUCGAGUCUCACGGCGACCGGUCGACGACGCACCUUGCUCUGGCGACGAGCUCGUAUUGUUGUUGUUUCGCACACCGCGCACGUUCAUAUCGUUUGCCGCCACAGCUACGCACAUCACAUAAUACGCGCGACCGUAACGCAUCGCGUACCGACACUGGGAUUGCCGUUAAAGGCACAUGCUCGCUUUAUAAAUAUUAAUUAUUAAUUUAUACAAAUCAUUUAUUAACUUGCACGAAUACUAUGACGUCGCUCCGCACAUCGCCGGUACAACCGAUCGUGACCGACAGCAGUAGUCCGCCAAACGAAUCCGACAUGGAAACAUCCUCGCUGCAGCAGCAGCAGCAGCAGCCGCCGACGCUUGCGUCAUCGUCUCCCAAGUCUACCGACGCAAGUCACAUCGAAGACGUGACGGACUCCACGCAAACUAUGACUGUGGAGGCGGUGACGGCUGCGGGGGCGGCGAGGGCCGAUGGAGAGAAGAUCACAGAUGUGGCGUUAGAAGCGACCAUGGUUGAUGUGUUGGAUUUGAAGACGCUAGCCUCUAACAAGAAUACCGUGGUAGUGUGCAAUCAAACGAAAGAGGAUUUCGGAGACAAAAAUAAUGAAAUCAUCCUCAGCGUUAGAUCACAAUUACAGGUGAAUGAUGAUAAAGAAAUUAAGAAUACGACUAAAAAACAACAACAACAAGAAAAGAAAAAGGCAAUAGCAGAACACGAAAAAAUGUGGCUUACGACGAAAGAAGCUAGUGCAAUAAGCGCUGAAGAUGUAGUAUCUAGAUUGAGAGUUAGCUACAGAAGUGGAUUAUCUUGGAAGGAAUCUGAAUUUAGAAGACAAAUGACUGGAUACAAUGAAUUCUCUGUUCAUCAGGGUGAUCCAUUAUGGAAAAAAUACAUAGAACAGUUCAGAAAUCCAUUGAUACUUCUUUUACUAGCAUCAGCUUUAGUUAGUGUGUGUAUGAAACAAUUUGAUGAUGCUUUCAGUAUUACUACGGCUAUUGUCAUUGUUGUUACAGUUGCCUUCAUACAAGAAUAUAGGUCUGAAAAGUCAUUGGAAGAGUUAACUAAACUAGUUCCUCCCACAUGUCGAUGCCUUAGAGAAGAACAAUUAGAAUCUAUGUAUGCUCGAUCAUUAGUACCGGGUGAUAUUGUUUAUCUAAGCACUGGUGAUAGAGUCCCUGCUGAUAUAAGACUGUUUGAGGCAAUAGAUUUAGCAGUUGAUGAAAGUAGUUUUACUGGUGAAACCGAGCCAUGUAUGAAAACCACAGAAUUGGUAUUGAAUCCCAUGAGUCACACAUCGAUGAAAAAUAUAGCAUUCAUGGGUACAUUGGUACGAUGUGGAAAUGGCAAAGGUAUUGUAGUAAAUACAGGAGAAAAGUCAGAGUUUGGUGAACUUUUCAAAUUAAUGCAAAGCGAAGAAGCACCCAAAACACCAUUGCAAAACAGCAUGGAUAUCCUGGGUACACAAUUGUCUGUCUAUUCAUUUUUCAUUAUUGGUUUAAUCAUGAUGCUUGGAUGGAUUCAAGGUCGACCUAUUUUAGAUAUGUUUACUAUUGGUGUGAGUUUGGCAGUAGCAGCUAUACCUGAAGGAUUACCAAUAGUUGUAACUGUGACCUUAGCACUUGGUGUAAUGCGUAUGGCUAAUAGAAAAGCUAUUGUGAAAAAACUACCAACUGUUGAAACUUUAGGAUGUGUUAAUAUAAUAUGUUCUGAUAAAACUGGUACAAUAACAAAUAAUGAAAUGACUGUUACUACAAUUAUUACAUCCGAUGGAUAUUAUGCUGAUGUUUCUGGGACUGGUUAUAAUGAUCAAGGUGAAGUUCAUUUACUUAAAUCUUACUCUUCAGAACAAGCUAAAGAAGCUAUAUAUAAUUUAUUAGAAGUUGGAGUUAUUUGUAAUAACGCAACUAUCAAUGGAGAUACAUUGCAAGGGCAACCUACUGAAGGAGCUCUUUUAGCAGUAGCUAUGAAGUAUAGAAUGUAUGGUGUCAGUGACAAAUAUAUAAAACUUCAAGAAUAUCCAUUUAGUUCUGAACAGAAACUUAUGGCUGUAAAAUGUGUAAAUAAAUAUGAUGAUGUAAAAGAAGAAAUUUAUUUUGUCAAAGGGGCUUUAGAAAAAGUUUUAAAACAAUGUACAAAAUUUUCUAAUGGAAAUGAAAAAGUAUUACUUAGUAGUAAGAAAGAACAAGAAAUAUUUACUGAAGCGUAUGAAAUUGGUAGAAAAGGGCUCAGAGUCAUUGCAUUAGCCAAAGGAGAUUCAUUACAAGAUCUAGUGUACUUAGGAUUAGUUGGUAUUUGUGAUCCUCCUAAGCCAUUUGUUCGAGAAUCAAUAGAACAGUUAUUUAAUUGUGGGGUAAAAGUAAAAUUGGUCACUGGAGAUGCUCAAGAAACUGCAGUUGCUAUUGGAAGUAUGAUUGGCUUAGAUAUGAUUCAUAGCCAAACUUUAUCUGGUCAACAAAUUGAUAAUAUGUCUGAUCAUCAACUAAAAUCUAUGGUAAACAAUGUAUCUGUUUUUUACCGUGUUACACCUCGUCACAAAUUAACAAUAAUCAAGGCUUUACAAGCAAAUGGAAAUGUGGUUGGUAUGACAGGUGAUGGAGUUAAUGAUAGUGUAGCAUUAAAAAAAGCUGACAUUGGCAUAGCUAUGGGUAAAAAUGGAACAGAUGUGUGCAAAGAAGCAUCAGACAUGAUAUUAGUUGAUGAUGAUUUUCAAACAAUUGUAGCUGCUAUUGAAGAAGGAAAAGGAAUAUUUUUUAACAUUAGGAAUUUUGUCAAAUUUCAACUUAGUACUAGUAUUGCUGCAUUAUCUCUAAUUGCCCUAGCUACCAUUUUUAGAAUACCUAAUCCUCUAAAUGCUAUGCAAAUAUUAUGGAUUAAUAUAAUUAUGGAUGGACCACCUGCUCAGAGUCUUGCAGUCGAACCUGUAGAUAAAGAUGUUGUAAAACAAGGUCCUCGUAAUGUCAAAACCCCCAUGAUUACAAAAACACUAGUGUUGAAUGUUCUUUUUUCAGCAUCAAUUAUUAUUGUUGGAACUCUUUGGGUAUUUAAACGAGAAAUGAGUGACAAUGAAGUGACUAAGAGAGAUACUACCAUGACAUUUACUUGUUUUGUCUUCUUUGACAUGUUUAAUGCCCUUAGUUGUCGUUCACAGACCAAGUCUGUAUUUACUAUUGGGUUAUUCUCUAACAAAAUGUUUCUUGUUGCUGUAACACUUUCUAUUGUUGGGCAAAUGUUAGUGGUAUAUUUCCCCCCAUUACAGAGUGUAUUUCAGACAGAAGCACUCACUCUAUAUGACAUUUUACUUUUAUUGGGCUUAACAUCUAGUGUAUUUAUUGUGUCGGAAGUAAAAAAAUUCUUUGAAAGACAAUUACUGAAAAGACUUAAUAGAACACCUAGAAAACAAAUGGCUUUUGUGUAA